Messenger RNA from Ipomoea nil (Japanese morning glory), 2294 nucleotides. RefSeq lists its product as uncharacterized. The transcript is spliced from 10 exons. The coding region runs from base 329 to 2038 and encodes 569 amino acids. NCBI's taxonomy places the organism in Eukaryota, Viridiplantae, Streptophyta, Magnoliopsida, Solanales, Convolvulaceae. Gene Ontology annotation, molecular function: kinase activity; ATP binding. The record is from RefSeq and is a predicted model, not a curated record.
UAAUUUAUUUAUUAGUUAGUUAUAAACUUAUAAUAUAUCCUAUAUACAAUAGUAUUGAGGUAUGAAUUUUACAAAAAAGAAAAAGAAAAAAAUUCCCCCCGAGUAUGAUAAAUUGAUAGUAUUUUUCAUAGAUCUCGUACACCAAGUGUAUGAUAGAAGUUCUCUCUGAACAAGCAAGCUGACCAAAGAUCUGUUAUUUCCUCCAUAUUUGCAUGCAAAAAAAGAAUGUUGGAUCAUUUGAUCAUCACUGCCAUUUUAUCCUUCUCUCUUCCCUGUGUGUUUUGGAUGAUGAGAAUGCAGAAACACAACAUUAAUAAUUAAUUGCACCAUGGGAAACAACAUGGCUUCAUCAUCACCCUCUCCUCUCCAAUGUUCAUCAUCUUCAUCUUCAUCUUCAUGGCACUUUAUGAAAUACCUGGCUGGAUCUUCAUCCUCGGAAUAUGACAGCGAUUCAAGCACAAACCCCACAUGUACCCAGAUCCUUCUAGCCUCGUCCAUUGGAUUCAUUUUUGCAGCCGUCAUGCAUUUUCGCAUCAAGAAAAUCCGGGACCUGAAAAUCGAGCCAAGACUCAAAGUCUCUGAAUCAGGCCAGAUCCUCAAGCUUGAAAGAUUUUCUCAUUAUGUAGCUAGGCAAAUUGGAUUUGCAGAUAGGAGAGAGUGCCCAAACUUAUGCAAAUUAGCUUCUGAUUAUAUAAGAAAAAUAGAAGGGUGUGAGGAAGAAAUAUAUAAUUUCUUUGCUAACGAACCGGGCGCGGAUUCUCUAUUCAUAAAGCUUGUGGAAGAGCUUGAAAGACUGAUCCUUAGUUAUUUUGCAUUUCAUUGGAGUCAAGCUUCUAAUAUGAUCAGCCAGAUUUUGAGUGCUACUGACUAUUGUGAGCCAAAAAAGAAGCUUAAAAACAUUGUCAUGGCAGCUACUAGGGAGCAGAGAUUUGAGAGGGUGACAAAGAAUCUGAAGGUUGCAAGAGUGUUCACAACCCUGGUGGAGGAGAUGAAAGCCAUAGGACUUGUUGCCGCUGAUGAUUCAAAAUGCACAGAUGUGAUGGUACCAAUGGCUCACAAAGAUAGGAGCCCUGUCCUCCUCUUCAUGGGUGGUGGCAUGGGAGCAGGGAAAAGCACUGUGCUCAAGGACAUUCUCAAAGAACCAUUCUGGGUUGGGGCUGCUGCCAAUGCUGUUGUAAUAGAGGCAGAUGCCUUCAAAGAAUCAGAUGUCAUCUACAAAGCCCUCAGCUCCAGGGGCCAUCAUGACAUGCUUCAAACUGCAGAAUUGGUGCAUCAAUCAUCUACGGAUGCAGCAUCAUCUCUGCUUGUAACCGCGCUGAAUGAAGGGCGAGAUGUGAUCAUGGAUGGCACGCUUUCGUGGCUACCAUUUGUGGUGCAGACAAUAACAAUGGCUAGAAAUGUGCAUCGCCGCCGCUAUAGGAUGGGAGCCGGCUACAAGGUGGAAGAUGAUGGAACUGUGAUUGAGAACUACUGGGAAAGGAUUGAUGAGGAGGAGCCCUACCCUGUUGAUGGGGUUAAAAAGAGAAGGCCUUACAGGAUAGAGCUGGUUGGGGUUGUCUGUGAUGCUUAUUUAGCUGUCAUUAGAGGAGUAAGGAGAGCUAUAAUGUGUAGAAGAGCUGUGAGGGUAAAUUCACAGCUAAAGUCCCACAAGAGGUUUGCAAAUGCAUUCACAACAUACUGCAACUUAGUAGACAAUGCUAGACUGUACAGCACUAAUGCUCUUGAAGGCCCUCCCAAAUUGAUAGGAUGGAAGGACAGGGAAAGGACAUUGUUGGUUGAUCCAGAUGAGAUAAAUGUGCUAAAAGUGGUGGGGAGGUUGAAUGAGGAUGCAGACUGCAUACAUAACCUCUAUAACCACCCUCACCCAGCUUACCAGAAAGGUGCCUUUUGGAAAGACAUUGUGAUGUCACCUUCAAGGUUGAGCAUUCAGAAGGAGCUCAAAUACUCCAUCCAGAAAGUUGAGGCCUUCUACUCUACUAAUCAUGAAUAUUUGGGCCAUUCUACUCAAUCUCAAGUUGGCUUGGCGCAAUGGCUAUGAUAAGAUGCUGGUAGGAAAUGAAUUGGUUAGCGAGAUGCUGCCAUGUUCUUCGCAAACAAAAUCAUGUUCGUUGUUGAUUGGCUAGCCAGAAAGUGUAGCAAUGGUUGGGAUCUGAUGUUGUUUUUGUCAUGCCCAUUGGGAGAGCUUGAUAAGUGGAUUCACCGUGAUUAAGUUGGGGUUCUAUACUCAGAGAGAAUAGUUUUGUUUAGUUUUCAGUUUGGGCGCGAAGCCCUUCCUUUCUUACCCAAAAAAAUGA